AUGAAAAAUUUAUGUUCAAAUGGACGUUCAUCAAAUAAUGAUAUUUCACGAACAUAUUUAAACAAUCCACCUGGAAAAUUAUUUGUUAUGUUUCUGUAAUAUGUCAUUGUGAUGGAUAUGAAUACACAUGACAGUGACCUUUUUUGUUGCUUGGAAAAUAAUCAAUGCAAGUAAUAAUUAGUUUAUUUAUGAAAUUUAUAAAUGUUUGCUGAAUUUGUUCUUUUAGUGGCAAACAAGAUUCAUAAAGAGCAUAUAUAACUGAUCGAAUAUUAAAUACAAAUUUUUUUAAUCGUGAUAGAUGAUUAAUAAUAUUUUUCGUCAAAUUAUCCCC
Rotaria sp. Silwood1 is the source of this 331-nucleotide messenger RNA. The record is from the annotation of a GenBank genome assembly. NCBI's taxonomy places the organism in Eukaryota, Metazoa, Rotifera, Eurotatoria, Philodinida, Philodinidae.